This is a messenger RNA of Beta vulgaris subsp. vulgaris (sugar beet), 1291 nucleotides long. RefSeq names its product acid phosphatase 1. The record is from RefSeq and is a predicted model, not a curated record. Gene Ontology annotation, molecular function: acid phosphatase activity. The coding region runs from base 227 to 1081 and encodes 284 amino acids. Lineage: Eukaryota; Viridiplantae; Streptophyta; Magnoliopsida; Caryophyllales; Amaranthaceae. The transcript is spliced from 4 exons.
CAUGCCCUAACUAAAUUCGUUAAGUAUUAAUACUACUCUUCAUUUACAUCACCAUUCUCACUCAUCUAGUGCUUGCCUCUCUACCUUUUUGUUUUCUUCUUUGCAUUUUUUCAACUCAAUUCUUCAUGAAAUAUAAUUCUGACAGCUUUAAAUUUGUUCACCAUCUUACCUCAUCAAUUAGUCUAGCUUUAACUUCCUAUACACUCACAGAUUGCUCUCCAUUUCCAUGCGUGGAACUCAAUCAUCGUCCCAUCAUAUAGCAAUGGCGACAGGGAAGAAGAAGGUGUUGGUGAUGAUAUUGCUCUUAGUGAUCUCGACGACGGUUUCAAAGGGAGUGAGAGAGGAGGAGGGAAUGAGGCAUAGAAAGCGGCAUUCAGCAUGGAGAGACAUGACAACAAUAAACGGGUCAAGUUAUAGUGAGGCCUAUUGCCUAAGCUGGAGGAUGGCUGUGGAAGCUAACAACAUGAGAGGGUGGCGAACCAUACCUUUACAGUGUUUGCGCCAUGUCCAGGGUUACAUGGUUGGUGGCCAAUACUUCCGUGAUAUUAGCUUGAUUAUUGACCAAAUUUAUGCAUAUCUCGACAUGGUUACGGUUACCCCCUUUGAUGAUGACUUGGAUGCUUGGGUAUUUGAUAUUGAUGACACUUGCCUCUCCAACCUCUUUUACUAUCGAGCCAAGCGCUUUGGGUGUGAUCCAUAUAAUCCAACGGAGUUUAAAGCGUGGGCUUCUGGAGGAGAAAGUCCCGCCAUUCCUGCCGUGUUGGAUUUGUUUAAAAAAUUGAUUGAAGUGGGAUUCAAGGUGAUCUUAUUGACCGGAAGGGACGAAGAGACCCUUGGCGAAGCAACUGUAAACAAUCUGCUAAACCAAGGUUUUGUUGGAUAUGAACGCCUCAUUAUGAGGUCGGCUGAAUAUAGAGGACAAAGUGCAAUCAUGUACAAGUCUGAAAUCAGAAGGCAACUUAUUAUGGAGCAAGGGUAUAGGAUUUGGGGAAAUGUAGGAGACCAAUGGAGUGAUCUCCAAGGCAAUUUUACUGGUGAUCGAACAUUUAAAAUUCCCAACCCAAUGUAUUUUGUUCCUUAAUUCAUUUUUGUCCUCUACUAUAACUACUACAACUACUACAUUUUACUAUGUGUGACUCUCUUUGACAGAAUGUAAAAUUUCGAGAGUCGUGUUUCGUGCUUAUAUCAUACAUGUAUUUAAGUUUGUGAAUCAAGGUGAAAUUGUAAACAUCCAAUGUCAAAAUGCUCGACACAUGAAUAUAGAUGGAGAAUUUGCAUUUGAGGCAAACAA